AUGCUGUUGAUUCUGCUGUCAGUGGCCCCCAGCCUGAGCUCAGCUCAGAAUUUAAAUGAAGAUGUCGGCCAGGAGUCUUCUCUCUUUCUCCUCCCAGAACAUCAACAAGGACAACAACCACCCCAACAAGGAGGCAGGAAACCUCAAGGUCCCCCACCUCCAGGAAAGCCACAAGGACCACCCCAACAAAGGAGGCAGCGACAUCAAGGUCCCCCACCUCCAGGAAGGCCACAAGGACUCCCCAACAAAGGAGGCAACGGGCCCCAAGGUCCCCCACCUCCAGGAGGGCCACAAGGACCACCCCAACAAGGAGGCAGGAAACCUCAAGGUCCCCCACCUCCAGGAAAGCCACAAGGACCACCCCAACAAGGAGGCAACAGACAUCAAGGUCCCCCACCUCCAGGAAGGCCACAAGGACCACCCCAACAAGGAGGCAAUGCUCAGCAGGCUCAGCCACCUCCUGCUGGAAGGCCCAGGGACCACCAUCCGCUCCUCAAGGGGGCAGACCCGCCGGACCUCCCCAGGGACAGUCUCCCCAGUAAUCUAGGAUUCAAUGACAGGUAUGAUUCCAGUUGA
Molecule: messenger RNA, 576 nt
Organism: Chlorocebus sabaeus (green monkey)
Lineage: Eukaryota; Metazoa; Chordata; Mammalia; Primates; Cercopithecidae
Source: RefSeq, a predicted model, not a curated record